AUGCCUCCAAAGUCCCCGGUGUCUUCAGUCUUGAUUGAGUGGCACCGCAAGAGACGAUCCGCUGGUCUCAAAGGGUGUCCGUUGGAGCAAAAUGAAAGUGCAGAUGGUGAGAGCAACUUUGCCGGCUUUGCAGGGACGCCGUCGCCACAAAGAUCGCCAGAUGAGGUGCUGGAGAAGUCUCCACAGCCCGUGGUGGAAGUGGCCAUGGCCGCCUUUCCAUGCAGCCCAGUGGUUUGCCCAUCUCCUGCUGAAUUUGAUCGAGAGGACCUUGUCAGGAAAAACAUCCGCCAGAUUGACAGUGAGUACGAGUUCAAGGAGAUCAUUGGCGAGGGAUCCUUUGGCAAAGUUCACAAGGCCCAACAUCGACGCACAGGAAUUCUUCGUGCUGUGAAAGAGAUCCCUCACACUGGGACAGCAGACGAGGAUUUUGAGCUUGAGCUUAAGGCCUUGCAGGCAUUGGACCAUCCCCACAUCGUUGAGGUGAUCGAAUACUUUGACGAUAUAUCUAGCUUUUUCCUGGUGAUGGAACUUUGCACAGGCAGUGUUUUUUCACUUCUUGCACAUGAAUGUGUCCAGCCAAGAAGCCUUGAGAAGCCUUGA
This is a messenger RNA of Durusdinium trenchii, 600 nucleotides long. Lineage: Eukaryota; Dinophyceae; Suessiales; Symbiodiniaceae. The record is from the annotation of a GenBank genome assembly.